Mus musculus (house mouse) is the source of this 3934-nucleotide messenger RNA. It is a transcript of the gene Uspl1, whose product is annotated as ubiquitin specific peptidase like 1. Bases 492 to 3761 code for a protein of 1089 amino acids. Lineage: Eukaryota; Metazoa; Chordata; Mammalia; Rodentia; Muridae. The transcript is spliced from 10 exons. Gene Ontology annotation, biological process: Cajal body organization. Gene Ontology annotation, cellular component: Cajal body. The record is from RefSeq and is marked validated. Gene Ontology annotation, molecular function: SUMO binding.
GGUCUUCCCCUUCCCCGGCCCUGCCCGCGUGCUCUCAAGCAGGGCUGCCUGCCGCAGGAAAGUGUUUGUGGGGUAGCUCUUGGGCGGCGGACUCGCAGGCGGAAGUUGCUUUCCUGGCGGAGAGGGCUGUGGGGGAGGAGCCGUCCGAGGGAACGUGGGUUGAACGUUACGGUUAGAUGGUGGGGACCUCAAGCUGGAAGAGGAGUUCGGGUCCACUGUAUGCGAAGAAGGAGCGUACUUCGGGAGGGAUGUACUGAGCUGUUUGGGCGGACUUCCUACAAUCAGAUUGGAUUAAAUAGGUGGUUUGAAGCGGAGCUGUCAUUUUGACAGUGAUAUGAAUGGAAAGAGAGACAAGUUCGAAACAUUUCCAAAGCCUCGUUCACGAGUUUAGAUGGCGCCUACUGUGCAAACAUGGGAGAUGAGAGGUUCAUUGAAAAAUCCUUAGUGAUUUUGACAUGUUCCAAGUGACAUAAAUUAGCCAAUGACUCGGAAUGACGGAUGAUUCUCUGAAGAUUGGAAAUGGUUUGCCACUGGUUGGACCAGGGACUGAUGUAGGGAUAUCUUCACUCCCCAUGCUGGGGUACUUGGGAAAAAAUUAUGCUUCAGCUAAAGUCACAACAGACGGGCAUUGCCCUGCUUGUAGAGCGAAAGGCAAGCUAAGUGCCUUAAAACCUUACCGCAUUAGCUUCCAAGAAUCUGUCUUUCUGUGUGAGGAUCUUCAGUGCAUUUAUCCUUUGGGCUCUGAGUCACUUACUAAUUUAAUUUCUCCUGAUUCAGAAGAUUGUCCCACUCCAAGUAAGCCUCAAAAACGAAAAAGAUUGGAAACCAACUGUAGGAAUUCACCUCUUCCAGUACAUUCUAAAAAGACUAGAAGUCACAUUGUCACUGAUAGUGAACCAAUUGUGAAUGGUAAAUAUAAUGGAGAAGUGUGUGAUGACUUCUCAGCAAGCUUCCCAGAUACCAGUGCUCACCAGGAUCCUGCCAGCACAGCUGCUUCUGUGGAGCAGAGUGAGGCUUUGGAGGCUGAUGAUGUGGUUGUGGCCGCUACAGAAGAUCCUGCUACAGUUAGUGUCACAUCUGAGCUGGAAAUGCCAGCUAAGAGCAGAUGUUUACCACUUUGCCAGACUCUGUGUGUCCAGUGGAAAAACACCCAGGCCCUGUGCUGGUUAGACUGUAUCCUGUCAGCCCUGGUGCACUUGGAGGUGUUGAGGAAGACUGUGCUGGAGGCGUGCUCCAGGGAGGAGUGUGUAUUUGGAAGGCUGUUUGAAAUGUACCACCAAGCAGAUGAGCUGCUGCACACCCAUCACCUGCAUGGCGUCACAGGUGAAGAUUGUAAAAAAUUGACAUCAGAAAUAUUUACAGAAAUAGAUACCUGUUUGAAUAAAGUUAGAGAUGAAAUUUUUGCUAAACUUCAACCGAAGCUUAGAUGCACAUUAGGUGACAUGGAAAGUCCUGUGUUUGCACUUCCUGUACUGUUAAAGCUUGAACCCCAUGUUGAAAGCCUCUUUACAUAUUCUUUUUCUUGGAAUUUUGAAUGUUCCCAUUGUGGACACCAGUACCAAAACAGGUGUGUGAAGAGUCUGGUCACCUUUACCAAUAUUGUUCCUGAGUGGCAUCCACUCAAUGCUGCCCAUUUUGGUCCAUGUAACAGCUGCAACAGUAAAUCACAAAUAAGAAAAAUGGUGUUGGAAAGAGCGUCGCCCAUACUCAUGCUGCACUUCGUGGAGGGCUUACCAAGGAGGGAUUUGCAACACUAUGCCUUCCACUUUGAAGGAAGCCUUUAUCAAGUCACGUCGGUAAUACAGUACCAAGCAAAUAACCAUUUUAUAACAUGGUUUUUAGAUGCUGAUGGGAGUUGGCUGGAGUGUGAUGACCUAAAGGGUCCCUGUGCUAAAAGGCACGUGACCUGUGAAGUGCCAGCUUCAGAGACACAUAUCGUUAUUUGGGAAAGAAAAUCCCAGGUGCCAAUUGAAGAAGCUGCCUGCCUUCCAUGCAUGAAGCCAAAUGUGCAGCCUGUAUCAGGUGAGGAGCAGCCGACUUGUCCAGCACUGUGUUCUCUGGCUGGGACCGCCACCUCAGAACCCUCAGUCGCCCAUCCCACAUCUAUGGCAGGCGCUCCUCAGACUCUUCCAGAAAUCCAAGCUGUAGCUCAUGGAGAUAGUGUACUUUCAGGAGCAAAAGGCAUGGUCGACAGCAUUUUACCCUCAGCACUUGAAGAAACCAUCCAGGAAACUGCCUCUGUUUCUCAGGUUGACUCCAAAGAUUGCCUGUUGGAAGACAAACCCGUGGCAGGAAGUGCAGCACUGGUCAGAGUACUUGCUUUUCAGCCACAGGACUCCCCGGGGUCUUCGGGGUCUUCCUUAGUGUCCAGCCUGUGUGAAGGAAAGCUAGUUGCCCCAUGUGUGGAUUCAAGUUUCCCAUCCCAAGCUGUGAGCACAGACCUGCAGGCAGUACUGUCCCAGGCAGGGGACACUGUGGUUCCUAACCCUGUGACUGAUGCCCCUGUUCCUGUUCUUGUUCAGGAAUUGAAGUCCCUGGCAACUGAGAAGGACUCUCAGACACAGUUGCUGCCACUGAAAACUGAGAAGUUAGAUCCUGAGCAACCUGGUAAAUCUCAGGCAUCUAAUUUGAGAAAACGAGAAACCACAGCGUCUUCUAAAACAGUAGCAGCCAGGUCAGCACAGAAUCAGCCUCGGAAAGAAGAUCAGAAGAGAGCCUUCGUGGGAAGUUGGGUGAAGGGGCUAUUGAGCAGGGGUGGUGCUUUUAUGCCAACCUGUGUUUUGUCUCAGAGUAGAGCAGUAAGUGACCUGCAACCUUCUGUUAAAGGAGCCAGUAAUUUUGAUGGCUUUAAAACGAAAAGUAUAAGCCGCAGGUCUAAAAGAAUGUCCAGGAAAGCUAAGCACAUGGAGGAACUGUCUCCAAGGAACAGCUCUCCACCAUUGAGCUGGACAGCUGCUCUGACCCAGGCUGCUGAGAACGCCACCUCAGCUCUGUUGAGGGAGCAGGAAGGCUCACGUCCAGCUCCCCUCAGGCACAGAUCUCCUGGCAAUGAAAGCGCCAUCUCUCCAGCAAGCCGUGGAGAUGCGGCUGAAGAUCAGGUUCAUAAGCUUCGGCUCAAACUUCUUAAAAAAUUAAAGGCAAAAAAGAAGAAACUAGCUGCCCUCAUUUCUUCCCCGCACCGUGAACCAUCUCUAAGUGACCACUCAGAGCCUGCGUCCCAUUGUGGAACACCUGCAAGUGACCAGUCAGAGCCUGUAUCCCAUUGUGGAUCUCCAAAUGACUGUGAGUCCAUAGAAGAUCUGUUAAAAGAGCUACAGCAUCAAAUUGACCUUGCAGACAGCAAAUCUGGGUGCACCUCUGCUCCUGAUGCCACCUCAAAUAACAGCCAGAGUCAUGAGGAGAUUUUAGCAGAGUUGCUGUCGCCUACAGCCAUGUCAGAGCCCUCAGAAAGUGGGGAGCUUGAGUUGAGGUACUUGGAAAUGGGGGACAGCACCCCAGCACAAGCACCUAGUGAAUUCAGUGUUGUCUCCCAGAACACAUGUCUGAAACAGGACCAUGAUUACUGCAGCCCUGAGAAAGGCCAGCGGGAAGUUGAUCUGCAUUCAGUCAUGGACAGUGCCUGUAUAAGAACCUUGAACUUGGGGAGUCCCAUGAAGACUGAUAUCUUUGAUGAUUUUUUUUCCACCUCAGCACUGAAUUCUUUAACAAACGACACAUUAGACAUACCUCAUUUUGAUGACUCUCUGUUUGAGAAUUGCUGAGUGCGUGCUAGUGUUUUAGUUAAAUACUGACCACUGCUGCUAGGAGGCUGUGCCUCUUGGGUAGUAUUGGCUGAAAUGCAUAGCCUUGUGUUCUAGCCAUGGGAAGCUGUGAGCUACUGGAGUCUGCCUGUGAGACAUGAGAUCUACUGCAAAUUAAAGACCUCCGCCCAGUU